GAUGAGCAUGGGCUACAUAGACGUCUACUGUUACCACACAGUGCUGCGGUUUUCCAUCAAGUACGCGACGUAAUUUUCUAGUACUCGUUCUGUUUGCGUUUUUUUUUUUUUUUCAUAUUAUUUAAAUCGAGAAAUUUUUCAAAAAAUGGAAAAACAUAAGUUUUGGUUUUCGAAACGUUUUGUCGUCGGUAUAUUGGCUUUUUUCGGAGAAAUGAAUAUAUUCGCGUUGAAAGCUAAUUUGAACAUAGCUAUACUGGAUAUGACUAGCAAUAAGACAGAAAUCAUCGAAGGCAAUGUGACAAUUACUCGGAAUCCAGAAUUUGAUUGGGAUUCCAAAACGAAAGGUUUCGUUUUAGGUGUGAGCGAAUACGGAGCGAUAUUGGCACCGCUGGGAGGAUACCUUGCGAUGAGAUAUGGAGGCUCGACUGUUAUCACAAUUAGUAAUCUAAUUGCAUCGAUUUUGACCGUACUGACUCCGUUGGUCAUUCGAUUCAGUUUGCAUCUUUUCAUUAUAAUUCGAGUUAUCGAAGGAAUAACACAGGUUUUCAGGUUCGUCAGUUUUCCAGAAUUAUGGUCUCAAUGGUCGCCUAACAGAGACAGAUCUAAACUCAUGGCUAUAUCAUUAACGGGAUUAUACGCUGGACCUGCCAUAGUUUAUCCUGUUUUCGGAAUUGUCACAAGGAAUUACGGCUGGGCAUCCACAUUUUACUUUUCAGGUGGCUUCUCUCUUGUAUGGUCCCUGAUAUGGGUUCUGCUGGUACCUAAUAGCCCUGCAAAGGAUAAGUGGAUAUCCAGAGAGGAACUUAAUUACAUACAGCAAGACCCGAAACGAUCCAGGCCAAAAAAUAUACUAAAAAUAUGGAAGAGUAUGAUCUUUAGCAAGCAAGUCUAUGCAUUGGGAGUAGCCAAACUCGUCUACAAUUUUGGAACCACAAUAACUGUGGUCUGCUUACCAAUGUUCAUUCAAGAUAUCACUGGAAGCAAAAUCGAUAAAGUCGGUUUCUAUUCAGCUUUACCAACUUUUAUAAAUAUAUUCACCACUCCUCUGGUUGGGUACAUUUUGGACUACGUGAAUAAUAAGUUUCAUUCAAUCAACACGAAGGCAUACAAAAUUUCUGCUAGCAGUGCAUUCGUAUUAGGAGGAAUUUUACUGCUCACCAUAGCUCAUCUGCCAAAUAAUUUCAUCCUUCUAAUGACGUGUUUAAUCCUAUUCAAAACGACUUUAUCUGUAAAUCAAGUGGUCUGCACCUUGAAUGCCAUAGCAUUGGCACCAAAAUGUUCCAGUGUUUUGGCUAGUUUCUUAGCAUUGUUCCAUAUGCUGGGUUCAGUAAUUGGCCCACUCAUUAUAGCAUUCAUAGUAACAGGACAUAGCGCUUCUCAAUGGAACACCAGUUUCAUUAUAUUUGCUAUUAUAUCAUUCGUGGGAGCAAUUAUCUUUUCAAUAUACGGAUCUGCAGAGCCUCAACCGUGGUCGUAUUCUACCGACGAGCGUAACAAGAAAUCUGAUCAAUCGCAAGAUAAUCAAUCAACCAUUACUUACGUAACAUAAUCUUAAUGAAGUUCUCGCAAUCGUAACCUCGAUUUGGAUAACCUUUAUAUAUGUAGAUGACAAUUUAUGAUGAGUUACAACGCCACAGACUUGCCAAAUAGAGAACAGGGGAGGCAGAGGAGGUACCUCACCCCGACCUCUCCCCCCCUCAUUUCGACAGAAAAAUUUAAGCGAAAAGUUGUGUGAGUUGGGAAAAUUUGAAAAUUUGGGAAAGUGGGAAAAUCAAAGAAUUACCAAAAGCCAUGGUUUCUUACUUAUUGAAUGAUAUGUGAAAUCAAAAGUAUUUCGCUCUCGCUUUGUUCGGGCCAGAUCAUUUUUUUUCCUUUCCCCAACCAAAGUGGAGAGUGGAAAAAUAAUUUUCUUUUCAUGCCAAAAAUCUGAUUUAAUGUAUUAAUAUGAAUAAAUUUUCCAAAAAAAUUUCUCUCUAAUGCAUUUAGUCAAAACUGUCAGAAAGUACCAACUUCUGCUGAAAUAUCAAACAAAUUCCCAAUUUUUCGCCGAAAAUUCAGAAACAAUAAUUUUUAAUUUUCGCCAAAAUUGGUUAUUUUUGAAAAUAUAAAAAUUACCGUGUCGGAGUUCUCAAAAAAAAAUGGAGAAUUGUGAAUUUUCGAGAGCUUUCGCCCUCGCCUCGCUCGGACUAGAUCAUUUUCAUUUUCCUUUUCUUUUCUCUCAUCUACGAGUAACUAAGUUGAAGGGUUGAGAAAUUUACUUCUAACACCAAAAGUAAUGUUUUACUUUUGAAAAAGCAUCAAUUUUCUCGAAGUCUUUUUACUUUCGCUCGCUAGGACAGAUUUAAAUGCUGUGCAAUUUUUUAAAAAUUUCCAAAAAUGAAAAAUACCUUCAGAAAAAGAAACAUAACCAAAUAAAUACCUAAAGAGUUUUUUUUGUGAGUGUUUGGUACGAGUAUAAAAAAUUGCAAAAUAAUGAAAAAAUGUGCGAGAAUUCUUUUUAAAAUACGUACUAAAAAGCACAAAAUUUUGGCGUUAAAAGUUUUAAUAUUAAAAAUGAUUUUUUUGUACCUCAUAAAUUGUAAAUUUUCAGGUUCUAUUCUCUUUUUGAUUUUAAUUUUCGAAGGCCAAAAGGAUGAAAAAAAAAACACGAAAAAAAUUGUGAAUUUAUGGUUUUAGAUUUCAGUACUUAUCAGCAUUGCAAUAUCUAGAACAAUCCAAAUUUUCUGUUAAGUGUUUACUAUAAAAGUGUCGUUUAUAAACAUUUAAAAUUAUUCAACAUUUUUGUUUCCAACUCCCCCUUCCAAAAUUUAUUCGAAUCACAUCUGGCUAAUUAGCAUGAAAAAUGCUCGAGUAGGGGGGGGAGGAGAUAAAGAAUUGGAAAAAUUUUCAGUCUCACUCCCUUCCCCCCACCCCAACGAUACAUCAUUUCAUCAUGCCUCUGUACAACUACCAACAUGAAAUAAAUUUCAUGAAAAGUUCGAUGUCAAUAAUUUAAACAUUUCUUAUCUACAUUUAGGAUCAUGAUCUGCUAUUACUCUAAGAAGACUACAAAGAGAUCUUGGGCUCUAAAAUUCGUUGUUUAUUCAAAAAUCAUAUAAAUAUGGUCAAUGGUCAUUGAGAAUAGGGUUUGGGAUGACUGGAUCAAAUCACAAUUUGAAUCAAAAAUGUCGUUAUUUGAUUCUUCACAAACCUUUUUCUGUUUCUAAUUAGACAUCAUUAAAUUUGCAACAUUUCGCUCAAAUUUUUUAAUAACACAUACUUUAUAAACUUAAACGAUGUUUCAAGCAAUUAUGGGCAAUCUUUCUCAAUUUUAUUAAAUUUUGGCGAUUUUCAAUCAUUUUAUUGACUAUUUUGCAGGUUUCAUGAUACUUUGUAAUUUUUAUCAGAAUUUUUAUUCUAUUUUGAUGAUGUAUAAUUAACUAUAUUGGCAAUAUUUAAGAAUUUACGCAAUUUUCACGAUAUUUUGCUCGAUUUCUGAAGUACAUAUUUGUUUACUAAUUUUUAUUUCUUUUUAUGCCAUUUGAAUAAUUUUAACCGCAGUGUUAUACAAUUAUUCUUCCCUGAAUUUUGUUUUAUUACUGAAAUUUUAUCACUGUGAUAUUUUUCAUCAAUUUAAACACAACCUAACAAUUUUCAACAUGUUGUCAUGACGUUUCAUACAAAAUUUUGAUUUUCGAUAGAUUUUGCAAUCGAAUUUCAUCAAUUAUUAUUGAUGAGUUUCAAUGAUUAUGGUGCUUCUUACGAGUUUAAUAUGAGGUUUUAGUUUUAAACAUUGUGAAGUAGCACAUGGCCACUAUUAACAAGGUAAAAUUAGGCCUAUAUACGAAACGAAUCUCCGAGCAUGCGCGAAAAGGUCAGGAGGUAUUGUACCUAGGUACGUUAGACUAUGGCAUAAGUUCAAUCUAACGGUUGCUGCUCGAAGAAGCACAGCUUUUAGACGUAGCAACGUAAAUUUUAAUCUGUUUCCUUUCCGGUUAAUUAGUAUUUUUUUUCGGUGAUGUGUAUACCUAUUUCAUGUUAAACUGGUGAUUUUUGCGUAAUUAAUCAACGAUUCGUCAUUCGUAAAUCAUACUGUCGUGUAAAAAAUAGUAAUCUUUCGUAUGUAUUCGUUUACUCGCGAUUUCUUUAUGUAGAUAAUUAUGUUUUUUACGUGCUUUUUAUGUCAAUUUCGUAUGUAAUGUGUCAAAUAUUCACGUAUUGUUCGAUGUACAAUAACUUUUUUAUCUCAGGUCAUUCAUAAAUUGACGUGUACUUAUUGUAUAACACGUGACUACAUUGCAAAAGAACUCCUCUCUCUAUUAGUUUAUUACAACACCUCUUGAGAAAGUUGUAUGCAAUUUUUGUAAAUAGACGAUUUUUAAUCGUUUUAAUUUA
Molecule: messenger RNA, 4374 nt
Organism: Planococcus citri (citrus mealybug)
Lineage: Eukaryota; Metazoa; Arthropoda; Insecta; Hemiptera; Pseudococcidae
Product: vesicular glutamate transporter 2-like
Exons: 9
Coding region: 146-1549 (467 amino acids)
Biological process (GO): monoatomic anion transport; transmembrane transport
Cellular component (GO): membrane
Molecular function (GO): transmembrane transporter activity
Source: RefSeq, a predicted model, not a curated record